GUUUGUCCCUGGACUGUCCUCUCUUGCCUUGCCUGGUGCUUGGUGCCUGGUGUCCAGGGUCAUUUCCUUUCAUAAAGACCACUGCCAUCCUUGCAUUAGCAUUUUCAUUGCUGUUGGGGUAACAUUCAAGUGUGUGUGCGCUUGGUUGCUUGCUGACUUCGGGCCUUAUUAUGCAGGGACUUGGGAAGACAGAGAGAGGGGAGCAGGGCCGAGACAUCGACCUGACGUCGCUGAGAUCCACCAUGCCAGCCAGUGGCCCUCUGCAGGGAGGUGCAACCUCUAAUCUGAACAUGAACCUGUAUGCCACGAAGAAGACAGCAGCUGAGGGCAUGUUGGACAUCGCUCUGUUCCUGGCUAACAUCACACACAUGAAGACCGUCAUUGAGCAGGGAGCUGGAUACAGGUACUACGCUGCUGUCCUGACGCUCAUCUCCUUCUCCCUGGCUCUCCAGAUAGUGGCUGGAGUCCUGAUCAUUAUCAUUGGCCGUCGGGAUUUGAACAACUCCACCCUGCAGAGACGUCUGGAUUACCUGAACAACGUAACGACCAUCAUAGUCUUCAUCACCACAGUCCUCAACUUCUUCAUCAGUACCUUUGGCAUGAAGAGCAGUGGACACUUCCCAUGGCUCAUGAUGCGCAUUCACUGACUGGCUGAUGCACACACUUCAGCUGAUUAUUAUAACUUUAGACUUUACUACCAGACAGAUAUAACUUUUUGCUUUCAUUCUUGACUUUAAUGUUAUUGUCUAUCUUGUAACAGACCUGUACUGUCAUACAUCUUAUUGUAUCAUAGCUUAUUUUUUGACUACAUAAAUGCGUCUCUUAAAAAAGAUCCACUUUAAAUACAGUUUAUUCAAUUAUGGGUAACAAAUUUGCUUUUUAAAAGCUUUGUACAGUAUAUACUACACUGUAGACAUAUAUGGCAAAUGUAAUAUGAGCGGUAUAGCUCUACCAUACCGUCCUUUUCCAUACUUCCAUAAUGUAAUUUUGGCACUGGCAUCUAGGGUAUCCCCAAUGGAACAUGAGCCUCAUUGACAGUUCUUACUACAGCAGACAAAAUAAACUAAUUAAACACAAGCACUUUAAAAAAGUUUAAACUUUAAACUUUAAAAAAGAGCAUUAAAAGUACUUAUCCCAGUUUUGUUUUGAAUAUUUGGCAAUUUAUUAAGUCAUAUGGAGAAAGAGUAUUUUUUUUUUCUCCCAUCGUAGUAAAAGUCACUGGUCAAGUUCUAGACCAAACUGCCUGUCUACUAUAGUAUUACGAAUAUUAGUACUACAACAGUGUUAAUGGUGUGCUGAUGACUCCAUGUUUUGAAUACAUAAUUUACAGCAAUU
Molecule: messenger RNA, 1335 nt
Organism: Etheostoma cragini (Arkansas darter)
Lineage: Eukaryota; Metazoa; Chordata; Actinopteri; Perciformes; Percidae
Product: ninjurin-2-like
Exons: 4
Coding region: 171-647 (158 amino acids)
Biological process (GO): tissue regeneration; cell adhesion
Cellular component (GO): membrane
Source: RefSeq, a predicted model, not a curated record